Talaromyces atroroseus is the source of this 2802-nucleotide messenger RNA. RefSeq lists its product as hypothetical. NCBI's taxonomy places the organism in Eukaryota, Fungi, Ascomycota, Eurotiomycetes, Eurotiales, Trichocomaceae. The coding region runs from base 1 to 2802 and encodes 933 amino acids. The transcript has 3 exons. The record is from RefSeq and is a predicted model, not a curated record.
AUGGACCCGAGAAACCCCGAUAUCAUCAAGUAUCCCCAAGUUAACCCCAGUGUAAUCCUUUCAGUGUCUCCAGAUGCAAUUCGUCCGCACGAACUCAAAAUUCCGAUUUCAUUGUACGUAGAAGGAUUCGAAGCUACCGAGGAUAAGACAUGGGUGUAUCAAGAGGAGGAAACAAAAGAAACAAAAGAAACAAAAGUGCCCCGGGAUUGCUUUAAUCUAUACACGCGCAAGAUUUACGGUCCUGAGAGCGCUGUCAGGAGGAUCACACUUGGAGUUGCUGGGGAAGAUGGUACCAAAGAGAAACCGAACGUUCAGGGAGGCCGCGGUUGGGACGGUACUGCUACGACAGAAAAUCAACCGCUGGAAGAUGGCGGAGAUGGAGGAAAUGGAGGAUCGUCCACUGUUCUUCUCGGACGCAGAUUUGGGUCGGCAGUGCUGCUUUGUCGCCAACUCCUGGGUCACUUCACUGAUGAUGGGAAGAUAUGGCCUACUGACUUUCGCGAUCUGGUGCGCGACUGGGUGUUGGAAAUGACAGUGGAUAAGGCAAUCCAGAAACUGGUUCCAUUACCAGAGGACAUGUCAGAUGUAGAUCAGAUCCUGAAAAAGCCGAAAGAGGAUUUCCAUCAGAUAUUGAAGCUUUCGUACGAGCAUCUCCUUCGUCCGGGAGACACGCUUAGGAAUAACAUGACAAAGGCGAUUGAUGUCAACGGCGGGACUUAUGGCAUGGGCGGAAGAGGACCAAAUGGACUGGGGAAAGAUGGGAAAAAUGGACACCCUGGACGGAGCAUGGUGGCAAUUGUCGAUGAAUCGGAAAAUAUUCUCAGCUUAUCAACCUGCUAUUUGCAUCCGGUGCAGUGUCAGAUGCUUCUAGACAAGGCAAAACUAUUCCUCUUACUGGGCACCGAAGAACAUCUAGCCCGUGCACUAACUCUUCUAGAGCGCUUACACUUGCAAUUGUCAUUCCUGGGAGAUCCUGAUCUCCCAGAAGACCUUUCGGAAACCGCACUGGGCAAAGCCUAUCGAGCCUUUGAGCCCCUUUUGCACAUUGUCGGUGGUCGUCGGGACAAAGAACCGGUAUCCUUUCAGCAGUUACGAGUGAUCCGGAACGAGGUCGAAAAGACGUUGAAAGGAUUGCUGACCCCGAAAACCAAAUCUGACCCAGCUUCAAUCCAAGUCCCUCGAGCUUCAUUCGCCUUUUAUGCGACUUAUGCCACGAACUUUCUGGAGGAGCUGAAGGAGAUUGAAGACACUUAUAUCUCGUAUUUGAAAGACGAUAUCUCCGAGGAAAGACAGAGAAAGGCAAUCCAACAACGCGAAAGCUCCUGCCAAGCAGCAAUUGCACAAAGUAGAGACUUGAUUCAAGUCGUCCGACAUGAUAUGGACGCUGUUGUCCACAAAAUAUCCGUCGCUGAGCAGGGAAUGAAAAUUGCCAAAGAUAAAUUGAUGCAGACUAUGGAUGGCAUCAAGAAGAAAGUGACAUAUCUUCUUGGUUUUAACUUCAACGACUUGGUUUCUGCCAUUGGCAUGGUGAUUUUUACCGCAGAGGGAGGGGGAUUGUAUUGGAUGAUGGCUAAUGAGGGGCUCGGAUUCGCCUACGAUACCUGGAACAAGAUACAGAAUGAUUCUGGCGUCUCCAUUGACAAAAAGUAUCUGGUGAAACAUAUUCAGAGAAUUGGUGAGACAGUUCGGGAUCUCAAGGAGGGAUAUGAGAUCAUGAAGGAUGGGGGUGUGAACUUCAGCGAUCCAGGGGGUGAAAAGCUGGCCAUGCAACAGUCUAUGAUGGAAACAUUUCUGAAUGAAUUUAGUUCAAAACUGGGUGAUGAAACCUUGAAAGAGGUCAGAAAAGCAUUUGAGGACUAUAUCAAUGCCGUUCAGACACGAAAUGAAAACGUGCUCAGCUAUUCCAGGGACGUCCAACUUUUGAUUCGCCAUCUCUCCCGGAUUGAGUCGUUGGAGGCUCAGAAUAAAGAUCUGGUCCGCCAGGAAUACGAUUCACUCGGAAUGGAGCAUCCGACGCUCACAGCCUUUAUGAGGUCGAUGUACACCCACGCCUUGGAUGGCGUCAUGAUCUGGCUGCAGGGAAUGCAAAACGCAUAUCAAUUCUGCGCACUGGAGGACCGAAACAUCAUCGGUGAGGAGAUGAGAGAGUUCGACUUUUCUAACUUCAACUAUCCCAUGUUAAAUAGAAUCAACACUCGGCUGAACCAAGCGUAUGCGGAACGGGCUCAGUCCUGGGGCCGUCCUCCACAACAUGUGGAAGGAGUUCAAUACAUGAUCCCCGACGCUGACAUGGACCUGCAAGACUCGACGCCGACGGACAUGAGGGUUAUCCUCCAAGCGGUGAUAACGCCGCACACCGUACAAUAUCCGAGCAAAAGUCCAAUUUUCGGGUCAGAGAGAGUCGACGUGCGAGUGACCAGCGUCCGGUUCUAUGUGGAUAAGGUGUCCACGAAGAGUGGCUUCCUGGACGUAUGGAUCACCCAUAGCGGUGGAGAAACUAUCCUGGCGGACGACAAAAUGCCCCAUCUCUACAGUCACCAGCCUGUCAAGACCAACUUCCGCUACAAACUGGACGACAGGAAUUAUACCGGGAAAGGGACAGUGCAGGGCGAGAUCAGCCCGGUUGCCUUGAAUCCUUCUGUCAAGGGCCGAAAUGAGGAUCCAUAUGCUUUAGUUGGGCCAUUUACUACGUGGUAUAUCGAGAUUGUCCGAGAAGACAACGAUGGAUUGGAUCUAUCUCAAGCCGAAAAUCCGUGUUUGGAAUUUGAUGUUCUGUUUCGUCCAACGCGCUCGUUGGGCUAG